CACCCUGCUGCUCUGCCCUGCAACGAGGCUUCCCAGCUCAAGGGAGCAAGCACAGUGCGUGAGGCCGUCUGGCAUUACUUGGAAAAUAUUACCUCAUGAGAUAAUCACAGGUAAUUUGGAGAACAACCUUAUAAGAUUACAUUCUCAAACUGUUUGCUCUGGUGCUUCAUAGACCACUGUAGAAGUACAUCAAGUUUCCUUAUCUUGAGAUGGCUCAAAUUUCAGUAGACCUUUCUUCUGAGUAUCAGUUUUGGAUAAAGAAGCUUUCUCAAUGGGACCAGGCCUCCACUUUGAAAAUCCAACAAGAUCUCUGCCUUCAUCUGCCUCAGUUUCAGGGCUUCCUAAGGCAGCUGUAUGAGGCCUUGAAAGUGAUGGAUUCAAAAACUGUCAUUGAAAAAUUUCCCACAAUUGGUCAACUGUUGGCAAAAAGUUGCUGGAAUCCUUUUAUCUUAGCAUAUGAUGAAAGCCAAAAAAUUCUAAUAUGGUGUUUGUGUUCUCUGAUUAAUAAAGAACCACUGGAUUCUGCAGAAUCAAAGCUUAACUCCUGGACACGGGGGUUGUUAUCGCAUAUGCUCUCAGCAUUCAGAUUGAAUAUUCAAGAUGUUGGCCUUUUUACCCACGGUCUUGGAUAUACACCUACAGACUGCUAUCCUGGUUUGCUUAAAAAUGUGGUUUUGUCAUUGGUGACUGAACUCAGAGAGAAUCACCUCAAUGGAUUUAACACUCAAGGACGGAUGACACCUGAACGUGUGAAGUCGCUGUCACAGGUUUGUGUCCCUCUUGUUGCUCUGCCUGAUCUUGGACCUUUGGUGAAGGCUCUGCUCACGUGCCCUGGAUGUGACCCACAGGAAGUUCUCUGUCCUGAGUUCCUGGAUGCGGUGAAUGAGGCCUUUUUGACGAAGAAGAUAUCUCUCCCCACGUCAACAGUGGUCUGCCUCUGGCUUCGAUACCUUCCCAGCCUUGAAACCGCAGUGCUGCGUCUCUUUCAAAGACUGAUCUCCAUGGAGAGAAGGUGCAUGAAAAAGAUCGAAGGCUUUGUGAGGGAUUCAUUACUGCCCGAGGCAGCCUGCCAUCCCGCUGUAUUCAGGAUUGUUGACGAAAUGUUCAGGUCAGCCCUCCUAGAGACCGAUGGAGCCCCGGAGAUCCUGGCCACGCUUCAGGUGUUUAUGUGGUGCUUUGUGGACGCUCUGGAGAAGGAAGGCAAGAAGCUAAAGUUUCCGCUCCAAGCCUACUUUCCUUGUGCAUCUCCGUCUCUCAUCGUGAUGCUGCUUCAACGCCCAAAAGACGCUCCGCAGGCGCAGUGGCAGCAGCCACUCGGACAGAUCGCCCACCUGCUCAGAGAAACUGCUGAGGACCAGAGUCGCGGGGCCUGGUGCACGCCCUUCGAGAGCUGGUUUCUGCUGGUUCACUUUGGAGAAUGGGCCGGUCUGGCGGCUGAGCAGUUGGUGAGGUCUGAGGCUGAGCCCCCAGGGGCCCUGCUGUGGCUCCUCGUCUUCAGCUACAGUCCGGAGGCAGGGAGUCAGCAGCGAGCACAGACCAUGGUGGAGGUGGGGGCGGUUUGCCGUCGCCUGAAGGGGCUGCGUGGAGGGGCUGUCCUCUCGGCCCGGGAGCUGCAGGCCGCCUUAGGCCUGGACAGGCCUGCGGAGCCCGGGCGGAUCACCCGCCACCUCCUCCUGCUCUUCCUGCUCUGGACGCCCAGCGGACACGCGGCCGCCCUGGAAGUCGUCACCUUGCUGUCUCAGACAGAGGAGAUCUCCCGGGACCUCAUUGGCUUUCUUGACCAGACCUUGUGCAGAUGGGACCGUCUCUGCAUGGGCGCCUCUGCCCCCCGAGAACUGGCCAGAGCACUCCUUACAGAGCUGCACAGACAGAUCUGGCCUGAGGAUGGAGGCACCUGAUGAGGCCAGGCCCACCAGAGCUACAGGACUGAAUGAGAAUGCCCGGAACCUCAUAGUCAUAGCCUGGAUAAUCCUGAGAGGGAUCAAUCAGCAUAAGACCCUGAGUUCAAUCCCAGUACUGCUUAAAAAAAAAAAAGAAAGAAAGAUAUGAACUGUGCAAAUGGCCCACAAACAUCUUGGCAAGAUGCAAGGUCUAUCAGAAGUACUUUACAGAGUGAGAAGGUGUUUUAAUAAUUCAUUAGUCCAGACACAGAUACAUUUAUGAGUGUAUUAUAUCUUCAGUGGGUUAUAUCUUCAGCAUCCCAGAGUUGAGGCCAGAGAGCAAAGAUUCUGGGUGGGAGAACAGAUACUUCCUUAUGUCUCCUGCUCCUCCCCACCCCAUAUCAAAUCAAGGUGCACAAUUACAAUUUGAAUGUUUAUUCUUUCUAUCAAGAAAUUUAGAAAGUGAUCUCUUUAGAAAGUACCUUGGCCCAUUCCGCAUCUAUUUUGAAAAUCAGGGAAUGAUUAUUGGUAUUUCUUUUAACCCGAAGGAUUAAAGGGCACGUUGAGAUAAGGGCACACUUUCUUGCUUCCCAUAUGUAGUCUUUUCUUUUUGCUUUCGGACCACACCCACUGAUACUCGGGUUACUCCUGGCCCUGCAGCCAGGGACUAUUUCUGGUGGGUCUUGGGGGACCAUAUGGGAUGCUGGGUAUCAACCUGAGCGUGCAAGGCCAGUGCCCUGACGGCUGUGCUAUCGCUCUAGCACCCCCAUCUUCCCAUACAUUCUUUUAAAAUGUUUCUGCUUUGGGGGUCACACCUGUUGGUGCUGAGGUUUUACUCCUGGCUCUGCGAUCAGGAAUUCAUCCUGGAGGUGCUUGGGGGGCCUCUGGGAUGCAGAGGAUCGAGCCCAGGUCGGCCCCAUGCAAGGCAGAUGCCCUCCCCACUGUACUAUCGAUCCCCCGCCCCUCCCCAGUGUAUUUCUUACCCAGGAGCAUCCAGGACCGUACCCCAAGUGGACUCAGGGGACACCUUCAGGAGCAUGUUCGGAGUCGGCUUUUGCCCCACCAUGCCACUGGCCUGGGUGCAGCCUGUCCUGCUGCAGACUUUGUUGGACCCGAGGAGCCUGUGUCAACCCUGAAGGGACUAGCAGGCUGUUUCCUGGAAACAUUAGGAAAGCUGAGUCCCGUUUGUGCGUGCCCCUGGGUCAGGUCUGCAGGCACAGUGGGCAGAGUCAUCUGGACUCAACUAGCGUUCUUGACAAGGACCAAGAAGGACACCAACCAGCUCCCUUGUUGUCGGGAGCCAUAAGUGACAAACUGGAAGGACUCGCCCCUAGACCACAGCAGGUGCAGGGGAAUUCUGUGCAGACCCCAGCACACUUAGGGAGCAAAGACAGGAGCAAACCAGCCACCAGCCACCUCUCAGAGAGGGAUUGUAGAGAGGACUCUUGGGGAUGUUGAUGAGCUCGAAGAAACAGUGCUACUGACUGCCAGCACAGCAGAGUAUGAGAAAAUUAGAAAUGACAGAACUUGGGCAUGAACAACUUUGUAACGUUGUAUCUCAUGGUGAUUCAAGACAGCUUUUUUAAUCAUGGUGAAAUACACAUUACAAAGUUGUUCCUGAUUGGUUUCAGUUAUAUAAUGUUCCAGUCCCUUCACCAGAGAACAUUUCCCACCACAAAUGCCUCCAGUUUUCCUCUCACCCCCACCCCCUGCCUGCCUCUCUAGGGGGCACUUUUCUUCUCUCUCUCUCUCUCUCUCUCUGUCUCCCUCUCUGUCUCUCUGUCUCUGUCUCCCUGUCUCUCUCUGUCUCUCUCUCUCUGCUUUGGGGCAUUAUAGUUUGCAAUAAAGAUACUGAAGGUUACUAUACAUAUUCCUUUAUCUGCUUCCAACACUCAGUUCUUGUCCAGAAUGUGACAAUAGUAGUUAGAAAUGACCAAUACAUUUUUCUUAAAGAUAGAUAUUGGAGAGACAGUAUGAUUAGCCUAGAGAUCUUGCAAAGCAUUUAGGUGGUUAUGGAGUUGACUCUGGACAUGGUAAGUAGUUCACUGAGGGAAGACAGACUUUGGUAUUCAGAGGAGCAGAGGGUGGGGCAGUAAAGACACACCAAUGUUAUAUAUGCACACAUGGCUCAACCUUUAACAUGUUUGUGAUCUCUUAUAGAAGGGCUCAAUGACCCUGGGUGAAAUACAACAAUCUUUACACUCUUUCCGCUAAGGGAACUUUUUUUGUAGCAUUUUCAGUGGUUUUUCAUAACAAAAAAUACAAAAUAUAUUAUUUGGUUCUGCUUUGGGGCAUGGAUUGGGGUUUGGGAUGGAAAUAUCCAAAAUAUGGUGGUAGGAAGGUGUAAUGGUGGUGGGAUUGGUGUUAAAAAUAUUAAUGUAAUCAAAUAUUGUGAACUGCUUUAUAAAAUAAAAAUAAAUUUAAAUAAUGGAAAAAAUGGUGUCAGGA
Messenger RNA from Sorex araneus (European shrew), 4328 nucleotides. RefSeq names its product FA complementation group C (gene FANCC). Lineage: Eukaryota; Metazoa; Chordata; Mammalia; Eulipotyphla; Soricidae. The transcript is spliced from 15 exons. The coding region runs from base 210 to 1898 and encodes 562 amino acids. The record is from RefSeq and is a predicted model, not a curated record. Gene Ontology annotation, cellular component: Fanconi anaemia nuclear complex. Gene Ontology annotation, biological process: nucleotide-excision repair; interstrand cross-link repair; cellular response to oxidative stress.